AAUCAACUCUGCGGUCGAGCGACGCUGUGUCUCUUGAGGGCUGGCUUUGGACCGGAGCGACUUUGUGGCCUCAGGGGAGCGACAUGGGAGUGAAGUUGGAGGUGUUUCGGAUGACGCUCUACCUCACCUUCCCCGUGGCCAUGUUCUGGAUUGCCAACCAGGCCGAGUGGUUCGAAGGCUCCGUCAUACAGCGGAAGAGGGAGCUGUGGCCGCCUGAGAAGGAGGACCAGCGCCAAGAACUAGAAGAAUUCAAAGCGAGGAUACGGAAGCAGCGGGAGGAGAAGCUCCUUCGCGCUGCCCAGCAGAGCGCCUGAAACCCCCAAGUGCCCGCGUGCCACCCCUGAAACAACACACACUCAGUUCUUUCUCCUGCAA
Myotis davidii is the source of this 375-nucleotide messenger RNA. It is a transcript of the gene PET100, whose product is annotated as PET100 homolog. Gene Ontology annotation, biological process: mitochondrial respiratory chain complex IV assembly. The record is from RefSeq and is a predicted model, not a curated record. Gene Ontology annotation, cellular component: mitochondrial inner membrane; mitochondrion. NCBI's taxonomy places the organism in Eukaryota, Metazoa, Chordata, Mammalia, Chiroptera, Vespertilionidae. The transcript has 4 exons. Bases 84 to 314 code for a protein of 76 amino acids.